AUGAGAGCCAUGCUUCUAACUUCACCGUCAUACUGCAGACCCCAACAAGCCCUUCAGCAACAACCUUCCACGUUGGAGUUUAUUUUAGGAGGCUCCCAUGUAUCGUUCAGUAGAGGGCAUAAUCUGGCGCGGCCUUGCUCACGGGUUCGAUUGCGUUCAGCUUCACGCAGCCUAGUGGUUAAGGCAGUUGCUACUCCAAAUUCAGCAGUCGAGUUGUCACUGACUGCGGAGAACGUUGAAAGUGUAUUGGAUGAAAUCCGACCAUAUCUGAUUUCUGAUGGGGGAAAUGUUGCAUUACAUGAAAUUGAAGGAAAUGUAGUGCGCUUGAAGCUACAGGGAGCAUGUGGCUCCUGUCCAAGCUCUGUUAUGACAAUGAAAAUGGGUAUUGAGCGUCGUUUAAUGGAAAAAAUCCCUGAAAUAGUUGCAGUGGAACCAAUAGCAGAUGGAGAAACAGGGCUUGAACUGAAUGAAGAAAAUAUAGAGAAGGUACUGGAAGAAAUUAGACCCUACUUAGUAGGGGCAGCAGGUGGAUCUCUUGAACUUGUAACAAUCGAGGAGCCUAUAGUGAAAGUCCGUAUCACAGGUCCAGCAGCCGGGGUAAUGACUGUAAGGGUUGCUGUCACACAGAAAUUGAGAGAGAAAAUCCCAUCAAUUGCAGCAGUUCAACUACUGUAA
Prunus armeniaca (apricot) is the source of this 675-nucleotide messenger RNA. The record is from the annotation of a GenBank genome assembly. NCBI's taxonomy places the organism in Eukaryota, Viridiplantae, Streptophyta, Magnoliopsida, Rosales, Rosaceae.